UCAUUCUCAAAUUUCUGGACUCCAUUCGCUAAAUUAGAAAGUCUUCGACCUCUGACCUCUCCUCGAUCAUCAAACAAAGAUGGCUGAAAAACUGCGCUCCGACUACAUGUCUGAAGUGGCAGCCAGGAACGCCUCUGGGCUCCAGAAAAUAAAGGCUCUUCAGCGGCGGUUUCAGACAGACGACCUGCUGUUUCUUCAUACGAGGAUGGACAGAAGAAUAUACAGAGUCUGUAUGGUGGCAAGCGUUGCAGCUAUAGGAAUCUCUCUGUUCAGUCUCUUCAGAAUGGCAACUGGCCAAAUGCCACCAAAGAGAGAAUAGAACAAACUUCCAACACUAAACCACGUCACCCAUAGUUCCAUCAUUGUUAUAGCCAACCUCACUCUUGUGAAAUGUUAGAAACCGGUUUGUUAAGCCGUGCACCUUACAAUCUGCAAAAAAUUAAGUUGGCUCCAAGUCAAGUUUUUUUUGGGAUCAGUGGCCAAACAAAGCACACACAUUUUCAUUCAGUGCGAGUACAUCAUGUCAUGUUUCAUACACCAAAAGCACCAGAUAAUAUCUUACAACACUUGGUAGAAUAAUAUUGCUAUGCAAGACAUGCACAACCAAAAGGAAAAAAGACGUUAUUAUUAUAAUUUUUUGACCUAGCACUAAGCAGGCACAUGCGUUACUUAUGCUGCUGCUUCAGCUGCUGUGAGAGCCAAUCAAGUCCCUCGUAGAGGCCGUCCCCGCUCGUUGCACAAGUCGCCUGGAUGUACCAAUUCCGGUUUCGGAGGGAGUGAAGGCCGAGCUUGUCUGUGAUCUCGGCCGCAUUCAUUGCGUUGGGAAGAUCCUGGUAGUAAGAGAGAGACGAAGAUGUAGGGAAAGAGGAGAUAAAGGGAAGGGAGAGAAGGGAAUGUGCAUCAAUUAGGGAUUGUGCAUGUAAAUCCAUACGCACUAUAGGAAAGAAAGAGAGGGAGAGCAUGCAUCUAAAUGGCAGAGAAAAAUGGACGGUGUGCAUCAAUUGGGAACAAGUUAGCCUACUACCCAAGAAGUGUAAAAAUCCACACACUAUACCACAAGCUUACUCCAGCGAUGAAUACCCAACUGGGAACUACAAGACACAACACGGGGUGGACAACACUGAGUGACUACGGUGUGUGUUGAGGACCUGUUUGUUGGCAAAAACGAGC
Messenger RNA from Geodia barretti, 1170 nucleotides. The record is from the annotation of a GenBank genome assembly. Lineage: Eukaryota; Metazoa; Porifera; Demospongiae; Tetractinellida; Geodiidae.